Molecule: messenger RNA, 2920 nt
Organism: Bufo bufo (common toad)
Lineage: Eukaryota; Metazoa; Chordata; Amphibia; Anura; Bufonidae
Gene: RNF11
Product: ring finger protein 11
Exons: 3
Coding region: 244-708 (154 amino acids)
Source: RefSeq, a predicted model, not a curated record
GGCGGUGACGUCACGCCGUGUCUGCGAGCGCAGGCAUUAGUAAUGGCGGCCGGUAUCUCGGCGGAGCGCAGCGGAGAAAGAGGCUGACCGGCCAGGGAUACCGGAGCAGCGGCCGGGGGACAGGAAAGACUCGUCACGUACGGAGAAGCAAUAGGAGCUUUUGUUAAGAGCCGGCGUCAAGGCCCAGGUGUCAGGACAGGAGGCCCCGGGUGACCCGUGUAGAGAAAACUCCCGGUGGGCGACAUGGGGAACUGCUUAAAGUCACCGACAUCGGACGAUAUCUCUCUGCUGCACGAAUCGCAGUCUGAUCGGGCGAGUUAUGGGGAUGGCAAUGAGGGGGAUCAGGAGCCGCCGCCCCCGUACCAGGAGCAGGCUCCGGUACCCGUAUAUCACCCAACGCCAAGCCAGACUCGUCUCGCUACUCAACUGACAGAAGAGGAGCAGAUCAGAAUAGCGCAACGAAUAGGUCUCAUUCAGCACCUACCUAAGGGAGUGUAUGAUCCAGGGAGAGAUGGAUCAGAGAAGAAGAUAAGAGAGUGCGUGAUCUGUAUGAUGGACUUUGUGUAUGGCGACCCCAUACGAUUCCUGCCCUGCAUGCACAUUUACCACAUGGACUGUAUAGACGACUGGUUAAUGCGUUCCUUCACUUGCCCUUCCUGCAUGGAGCCGGUCGAUGCAGCACUGCUUUCCUCUUAUGAGACUAACUGAGCCUCCCCUGGACAUCGCAGACAAGACACGGCUGCUGGGGGUUCAGCCUGUUUAAGCCCCCCCCCCCAAGAUCCACACCAUAGGGAUUAGGAGAAUGCACACACAUUCUAGAAGCCACAUAUCUGCUGGCCUACACAGAAUAUAUACCUUGGAGCGAAUCCUCUAUUUCCCUCAGACUUCACCGUCAGAUUGAAGCAGCAGCUUUGGCCGUACAGAUAAAUGAUCGCUUCCUCUUGGAUCCCAUGCACAAGAAACGAUGCCCUAAAUGUUCCCGUCGCUGGACACAAGGCCGGACCAGAGCCGUGGAUGCUGAUCAUGGUUUUCUUUCCUGCCUUUGACUUUCAACAAAUCCUCGGCAUCUUCUGCUCCCCUCCUCCUGUAUAAGCCUGUUCUAUUGUCCCCAGUGAAUUUGUGGAGGUUUUUGUCUAUCAGUGUAUGGAGUGCAACCUUGUUCUGGACAUCAGGCCCGGAAAGGCGUCGCCCACCCAGAACUGAUGUCUUCUCGUUUUUCCAACUUGGACGUUCAGAAGAGGAGCUGCUCAUCCACCCAGUUUCAUCUGAACAUCUUUUUUUUCCAACCAAUAGGGGGCGUUUAACCCAUGGUAGAUACAUCUUCUCCACACAUAGCGGUGGGUCAGGGUGGGAAUAAAACCUCAUGCAGACAAACUGCGGCCAUCGGGGGGGUAGGGCUUAGGGCACCUCCAUGCCAAAUAGGUCUGGAGGAGAAAGAACUGGCACUAAACUAGUUUUAAAACCCUUUGUCGUCCCCCCCCAGAGUUGUCCAUGCCGAACUUCUGGAUCCUCCUAGAACGGAGGAAAUAUUUGCACCUUUUAUUAUUAUAUUAUUAUUAUAAUUAUUAUAUUUCUUUCCAUUGGAAAUGGAAUUCCAUGGCCUUGGGUCUCUAUAAAGUGAAGUUUUUGUUUUUGCAGGACAGGCUCCUCACCGGCGCGUACCUACAGUCGUGCGUCGCUCGAUCCAUUAACUAGACAUCGACUGAUUUUUAUUAUUCUUUUUUUAUUUUUUUGUCAAUCCAUGUAGGACACCCGUCGCAUAUUCGUACGGUUUAUUUUUAUUAACCCUUUCCCUGUCAGAGGGGACCCCAGCCGCGCGCAGACUUGGGCAGCCGCUGACUCUGGAGGGACUGACCUUCAUUUGUGUUACGUUUAUGUUCCUGUAAUCACUACGGUAUAUGUUUUUUUUCUUUUUUUUUUUUUGUCUAAAAUCAAGCUGUCUUUUCAUCAGCCUUUCACAGUGGUGUUGCUAGCUCAGCAUCAGAUUAAAGCUGUGUAUAACGAAAAAGGUUUAAAAACCCGGACUUGGCUCUGCUUCAAAAAACGCCUAAUACCCAGCACUGAAUAGUCCCUGUUCUCAGCAUUUCGGCUCUCAAAAUCUGCAACUCGUGCUGAUGCGUCUGUUACAGUCCAGUCCUGUCCGGUCAAUAAGAUGCCUUGUUUCGAUGUGACAUUUUUACAGUGAGCUGAGGUCAUCUUGCUGCCUGGUGGGCUCCGCAGCUGUCAGAACUAUAAACCGUGGCUGGAUCACUAGUAAUGAUAUAUCACCCGUAGGACUGAUGGCUCUUUGUUCCAUAUAGGAGAAUAAAACCUAUAAACUGCACGUGUGUAGCAAGGGUCUUCCAGAGUGUAUCUAACGGGUGAUGAUGGCUGCCAUUUUGCAUUUUACAUUUUUUUUCUGAUUAUUGGCCCUUACCUGCUAUCGAUGUUUGCUAUACCCGCUGUACAGACAUCUUGGAAAUCAAUGGGAACGUUGGCUGGAUGAAGAAGUUAGCCAAGGCUAAAACCAGCUUGUCAAAGGGGGUUUCUGGGAUUUCCAGCUGAUGACCUAUUUAUGUGACUGGGGUCCCCCGUUGAUUAAAGUCCACUCACACUAGUGGUGGAUAGUUGAGGUUCCUCAGUAAUCAGACCCCCGCCGAUCAUACAUUGAUGCCCCCCCCCUAAAUGAUGAAACAUCUUUAAAGUGGAUUUUAAUAUGGAAGACUUAUCCUUAGGUUAUGCUAUUGAAUGGAGAUCAACGGGGAUCUUAUUUGAGGCGCCCACAGAUAACUGCCAGGCCCCGUUGACUAUAAUGGGAUCCAUCCCGUUUCUGGCAUUAGUGUCUAGAUUCGGCUGGGCAGCGGCUUUUGCCCCGCCAGAUCCCAUAAUAGUCAGAGGUCUCUGGCGGGGAAAAACAGUAUCUGAGUAUGCCAGAAACAAU